AUGCCACAAUUUGCUAAGUUGCUGUCGGACAUCGCCCCGAAAAUUGAGUUAACUUGGAAGGAACUGGCCAAAAACCUUGGAUUUGAAGAAGCAGACAUUGUUAAUAUCCAAGCUACGAAUGACUUCAAGGAACAGAGCUUGGUGAUGCUGUUUGCUUGGUGGAGGAAGCAGAGGAACAACAGAGAAUCAUCUCAGAGGUUGAGAGAAGCAUUGGAAGCCUCGGGUUUGGCUGAUUUGGCGUUGGGAGUACCAGAUUCAAUUGACAUUGAACAAGAAGAUCAAGAGGAGCAAGAGAGACACGAGACAAUAGGACAGGGCCCGUUUGUAGCUCAGCCAAAGGCUCAAGUUACUGGGGCAACAGCACGUGAACCUCUUUACGACCCACACCCAGAGGCACUAGGUGCGCAGCAAGAGAUGAUGACUUUUCCUGGGCAACAGAGUGGGGAUCAGAGUCACAGUUCUGCCUUAGUACCCCAGGGCCAUCCGGACACAUCUUCUGCAUUACCCAUUUCCCAAAGACACGGACAAAUGCAAUCAGGUCCAGUUAAUAUCAACGUUGAUGGGAGCAAUAAUCCUACCUUUCUUGCACCUGUCGUCAAUCCUACUAUCAAUUUCGUUCAGAAUGUAUUUCCAGGGAUCGAUCAAGGCCAACCGGAAAGGGAACUGCAGAGAAAUCGUCAAACGGGCUCCAGACAACGAAGAACGGGAAGACCGGAAUUAAACGAAUUGUUCUUCCAGAGGUUGUCGAGAAAGGUUGCCGGCGACUGGGAGACGCUGGCUUUCAUUUUAAGCUUUUCAAAGGAAAAGAUUGAAGCGUUCCGGGCAAAACACAGAGACAACAGAGAAAGGCAAUGCCGGGCGAUGUUAGGAGCCUGGCUAAGAAUGCAGAAUAAUGAUGAGGAAGCAAGGCAAAUUUUGAGAAAUGCCUUGAUGGAAACGGGAAGGAAAGAUCUGGAACGGUCGUUACUGGGUAAGUUAUUACAUUGUAUUAUGCUUUGUUCAUGUUGUUUCUGCUACGCCGUAUCCAAACGACCUCUUCUGGAUGUAACAACCACAGUCAAAAGAGAGGAGAAAAUGGACGAAGUCUUGACUAAGACUUUUGAAAAUUUCAUGAUGAACUUAUUACAAAACUAUGGCUUACAAUGCGUCGAGGAAAAAUGCUCUGAAAUUCUCGAAAAAUUCAUCAGCGAAAAUCUUCAAGAUGUGCAGUGUGGAUCCGUGACAUUCGUUUUUCGCAUCGAGACUCGGGAGGGUCUGGACAAGCUGUGGAGUAUGUACACCACUGGAGAACUCGCUAAUAAACUAACAAAGAUUUUCAUUACGGAUAAACUGACAACGGAAGAUAAAAGUGACUUGUCUAUUCAGGCGACUAUACUGGAAAGCGACUACAAACGGGCCUGCAGAUUCUUUGACGAGUUGGAAAAAGACAAGGUGAUUGCCUAUGCCAUGAAGGAGUACAAUUGGCCCUUGGAGAAAGCCAGGAGCUUCGUGGCCAGAAAGCGCAAGUGUGUGAAUCCAAAUACGGGCUUCCUGCAGCAGCUUCAGGUCUACGAAGGAAUGCUGGAUGCCAGUCGACAGAGACACAACAAGCUGUGGAGAAGCAAGUCGGAGAGCUCCCUAGCCAGCUCUGCAGAAUGCAGCCAAGAAACCAUCGAGUCCACCUCAAGCACCGAAGACUUACCCGAUGCAGCCUCUAAGACAUUGGAAACAACUCACCAAGGGAGUACCGUGCAGACUGCGGCACUCUCGCUGGGUCUUGCACCGCAGUUGGGCCACAACAGACGCCGAUCUUGGUCCCCGAAGGAUUCGGUGGCAGAAGCGCACUUUCCAAGCAACACUCAAGGCAAAUCGGUCCACGAGAAGGCCGGCCGCCUGAGCACCAGUCCUGCCGACAUUGAUUUCAUGGUGCUAGAUGACGACUGUCAGGACAUUCAGAUCAUUGUACCAGAAAUGCUCACCCCAACGAGUCCCACUCUGAGCGUGCCCACAGAGCCACUCCUUAUUGGCCGUACUGAAUAUGAGCUGCCUGCAGCACCUGUGCUUGAAGAUGUACAGAUGGACACUCAACCAGAAGAUACUCGACUGGAAUCUCUAAUGCUUGGACAAGUUGUGACAGAGGAUGUUUUUGCAGUUGGGGAAUCCCCAAGUGGUUUCAAAGAGGGGAUACAUGAAAUGACCAGCACCCCGAGCCAACCUGAACAAGCUGAAGAGAUGGAGGUAUCACCUCCUAGUGAAGUUGCCUAUAUCAGCCUGGAAGAAGGACUGAAUACAAACAACAACAGUGCUAUUGGCUUAAGCUCCUCACAAACCAACGAUAUCCCACCGGUUGAAGGAACGGUCAAGCUAAGAGUUACGUCCUUUGAAAACAAUCACCUGGUCCCCGAUGAUGAGAAGGUCGAGGUGAAAAGCGAAGAGGAAAUCGUCAGUACUGUGGAUGUUGUGUUUUUGGAGCCGGAGAUUCCUGUCAACUCCGAAACUGUGCAGAAACAGAAACAUGACAUCCAGGAGAGACUCAAAGCCAAAGCUGCCGAGAUCAGGUCAAAGUUGACCAGAUCAGGAAAGGUUUCCCCAGACACCACCACACUACCCACCAGUGAUAGUACUACCUGUGAGAUUGAUGACCCUGAUACUACUCAUCAGCCGAAACUUGCCGAAUCUCAGGAUUGUGAAAAGCCAGAGAUAGAUGCCUGUAACAUUUCAUCCCCUCAGCCCCCAGCUGUCAGCCUGCAUCAAGAAUCGACCACCACCGCAAGCCCAACGCUGCAAGCCCUUGAAAAGGGACGCGUGAAAAAGAUUACUGAGCAACUUCUAUCUCAGAAGAGUCCCGUUAAAGAUAGCGAAGAUGAUGAGGAGCUCCUGUCAUUGGCAGAGAAGAGAAAAAGCCAGAGCAUUGAGAGUGGGAGCCCAAGGCCGCAGUUUACUGCUGUCCAAAGGGCCUUGAUUGCUUAUUCACAUUCGACUUUGUUUCAUAGCUUUAUUUUGAUUCAAACUCUGACAACAUUGAAUUUGAAUUUGUUUAUUUCCUUAGUUGUUGGGGAGUUAUCAGACCACAUUCAGAGCAUGUUUCUGCUUCUUAGGCAUGAAGAUCGGAUGACUCUGGCGGUCCGAUUGGAAAGCGUGUACGAGGAGCGUGUCCGCUACAUCAUCCUGGUAUCCUGCAACGGUGUGCAGGACACGGAGGAGAGCGUCAUCCUAGGGGUGGAUAUCAUGUCCAACAGCGCCACCAUUGGCCUGGUCUUGCCAAUCUGGUGCGAGACCACUACACAACUGGAUGGUGACGGUGGCUUCAACCUUUGUUCCAAGAAUCGCACCAACACAUUCAAACCAGUCUCCGUUCAAGCUCUGUGGUCGGCAAUGCAAGCCAUCCACUCAGCCAUAUCCACAGCCCAGACCUACAACUAUUUCCCUGGCGGUCUGAAUCUGACCUGGAUUGGCUGCUAUGAGUCCCGCAUCAACUCCAGUCCCUCACGGAUCAAAGAGUGGCAACUCAUGCCGGAGCUGGAGGUCACCAAGCCCCACGCCUUCACUCCCACCUACUCGGAAGAAGGCCAUUACUAUCCCAGUGACCGUGAGCUGACAGAGCAGCUCAUCUUCUUGAAGAUCAAAGACAUCAUGGCAUCGGCAAACUUGGACUCUAUCACAAGCAGGGAGGUGCGAGUGAGGAUUGAGAAUGAUCUAGGGAAGAGCUUGAAGGAAUACAGACACUACCUGGACGAGCAGUUGAUCACCUACAUGAGGCAGAUGGAUUCCGCUUCACUCAUCUUUGAUCAUAUCUACUUGGGGUCUGAGUGGAAUGCAUCUCACUUAGAGGAACUAGAAUCGAAUGGUGUUGGCUAUGUUCUGAAUGUAACUAUGGAGAUUGACAAUUUCUACCCGAAUCGUUUCAUCUAUCACAACGUGCGACUGUACGACAGUGAGAGCUCUGAGCUGUUGAAGUACUGGGACGAAACCUACAAAUUCCUCUCAAAGGCAAAAGAGAAAGGUUCCAAGGCUCUGGUCCAUUGCAAGAUGGGAAUCAGUCGCUCUGCUGCCACCGUGAUUGCCUAUGCAAUGAAGGAGUACAACUGGCCCUUGGAGAAAGCCAGGAGCUUCGUGGCCAGAAAGCGCAAGUGUGUGAAUCCAAACACGGGCUUCCUGCAGCAGCUUCAGGUCUACGAAGGAAUGCUGGAUGCCAGUCGACAGAGACGCAACAAGCUGUGGAGAAGCAAGUCGGAGAGCUCCCUAGCCAGCUCUGCAGAAUGCAGCCAAGAAACCAUCGAGUCCACCUCAAGCACCGAAGACUAACCCGAUGCAGCCUCUAAGACAUUGGAAACAACUCACCAAGGGAGUACCGUGCAGACUGCGGCACUCUCGCUGGGUCUUGCACCGCAGUUGGGCCACAACAGACGCCGAUCUUGGUCCCCGAAGGAUUCGGUGGCAGAAGCGCACUUCCCAAGCAACACUCAAGGCAAAUCGGUCCACGAGAAGGCCGGCCGCCUGAGCACCAGUCCUGCCGACAUUGAUUUCAUGGUGCUAGAUGACGACUGUCAGGACAUUCAGAUCAUUGUACCAGAAAUGCUCACCCCAACGAGUCCCACUCUGAGCGUGCCCAUAGAGCCGCUCCUUAUUGGCCGUACUGAAUAUGAGCUGCCCGCAGCACCUGUGCUUGAAGAUGUACAGAUGGACACUCAACCAGAAGAUACUCGACUGGAAUCUCUAAUGCUUGGACAAGUUGUGACAGAGGAUGUUUUUGCAGUUGGGGAAUCCCCAAGUGGCUGCAAAGAGGGAAUACCUGAAAUGACCAGCUCCCCGAGCCAACCUGAACAAGCUGAAGAGAUGGAGGUAUCACCUCCAAGUGAAGUUGCCGAUAUCAGCCUGGAAGAAGGACUGAAUAUAAACAACAACAGUGCUACUGGCUUAAGCUCCUCACAUACCGACGAUAUCCCACCAGUUGAAGGAACGGUCAAGCUAAGAGUUACGUCCUUUGAAAACAAUUACCUGGUCCCCGAUGAUGAGAAGGUCGAGGUGAAAAGCGAAGAGGAAAUCGUCAGUACUGUGGAUGUUGUGUUUUUGGAGCCGGAGAUUCCUGUCAACUCUGGAACUGUGCAGAAACAGAAACAGGACAUCGAGGAGAGACUCAAAGCCAAAGCUGCCGAGAAAGGUAGCCCUCCGUUGACCAGAUCAGGAAAGGUUUCCCCAGACACCACCACACUACCCACCAGUGAUAUUACUACCUGUGAGAUUGAUGACCCUGAUACUACUCAUCAGCCGAAACUUGCCGAAUCUCAGGAUUGUGAAAAGCCAGAGAUAGAUGCCUGUAACAUUUCAUCCCCCCAGCCCCCAGCUGUCAGCCUGCUUCAAGAAUCGACCACCACCGCAAGCCCAACGCUGCAAGCCCUUGAAAAGGGACAUGUGAAAAAGAUUACUGAGCAACUUCUAUCUCAGAAGAGUCCCGUUAACGAUAGCGAAGAUGAUGAGGAGCUCCUGUCAUUGGCAGAGAAGAGAAAAAGCCAGAGCAUUGAGAGUGGGAGCCCACCGUCCGAUUCUCCGACUAAACAGCUGCUGCAACCCUCCAAGUCUUCCUCAGUUACUUCCAGGUGGUCUCUGGUUGUUGAGACAACUGGAGCAAUCUCCCAGAGCCCUGCUUCCCAGGAGGACAAGUCAGUCAAGGACACCACGUCACAAGAAUGUAUGGCAUCUUAGGAACCCACGAGCGGAAGCCCUUCCAAGGAAGCCUUCAUAAAAACGUACUUCGGGGAGGAUAUUCUGCUGGAGCCAGGAACGGUGAAACGGCAGACCAUAGAUUUUGAGCAGCUCUCCUCUCAUGGUCAACAAGAUGAGUCAGAACCAAAGAAAGAAGUAGCGAGUAAGAAAGAAGUGGAAGAGACUACACUGGAAGUGACUGACGGGGCACAGGAAGAGAUGGUCGUCAUCAUUUGGGACAGCACCACAAAUGGGAAAAGGAAGUUUGAAGAAGUUGGAAGCCAGAACAAGCAUGCCAGGGUGGAUCAGAAGGAGCAACCAACAAAAGACACAGCUGAGGAGUUGGAGACAGAGACAAAGAUGGAAGAGGAGACUCAAGAGGAAAUGAAGAUUAACUCCGCCUACGCCCAGGAGGGCAUCUCAUCCUGGAAGGUUGGGGAUGUCCGCAAACACACCCAGCAGUUUGAGAGAUGGUCAUCGUCCACAGAGGGCACAGACCAGUCCACAAACCCCCCUAGCCCGAUCACAAUUGAGGACACAACUGAAUCCAAAAUGAGUUCCGGGGAGAGCAUCUCGCUGAGAGAGUCGGUGGCAGAGAAGGCUCCUCCUGUGUCGUCAGACUCAGGUUCGUCAGAAGAGGAGGAAACCUCCCCGGGGCUAGCCCAAGUAGAUGAGGGUGUAGACCGUGGUAAAAAUGCAGGUGAGAAGGAGAAAUUAAAUGUGGAGAGUAUCGGAGAGCGAAUUGCCAAACUUGAUCUCAACCUAAGACGCACCAACUCCAUUGCACGCUUGUCCAACGAGAGAAGCUCCCCCGUGGUCAUGCGUCGCAGUGAUUUCACCCGUCCAGUCAGCAUCCGCGGCAACCGCCUGCGCUCGGACUCCGGCACGCGCUCCCUGGAAUCCUCUCCAGAGAACCAGUCUCAGCUGGCUAAAGGGGAUCUGACGGUGGACGAGAGGCGUAGGAGUGCCCACGCCCGACUGGUCACGCCACAAAAGGACACGGUGCCGCUGCAGUUUUACCUGGAGGAACCGUCAUCGGUGGAGAUACGCAGCCUCAGCAGUGCCUCAACGUCUGAAGAACCAGGGACAUCGACUGCGACAGGCACUGGCAGCAGUGCUUCGGGAAAGACGAGCGACAGCGCUGCGAAACCAACCAGCAUUGAAAAGGCCCCAGCAACUAAGGAUUGUGAGUCGCCCCAAGCCAGCAGGAAAAAGCAGCAGCAUGGCAAGACCCACCCCUUGUCUAAGCUAAGCCCCACCCCCGGGAAGCACCCCUUUUAUGGCACGUCGUAAUACUCUGUGUGAAACUCUCAGGUGCUGGGUCUGUGAUUUUGUGUGUGAUACCUGUGACGUUCUGUGUGGUUUGUGUUAGUCUCAAUGUCCAAGAAAUCCAAGUGUCUGAAAAAGAUAACAGCGUAAUGUGCAGUGUGUGGUCUUGAAAGUUGUGUUGAAUUGAUAUACAAGUUUUGGCACAGAUAUGUUUCUGAUCGGAUCUUGGGAUGACCUUUUACAGUGCUUCAGAUCUAAUAUUUUAGUCAUCCGCCUUUUGUUUAAAAAGGCAACCUUUGUAGAACAUUUACACGUUGUGUAUAUUUCUGUCCACAAAAGUGAGCUAACAAAGCUAAUAGAAUAAUUUGAGGUUUGUGUACAUGUACAUAUCACUCAUAUUUCUGUACGUGAAUAAAGCUAUAAGUUAUUUUGUGAAUAAUAGUAGUUGCA
Patiria miniata (bat star) is the source of this 7401-nucleotide messenger RNA. RefSeq names its product protein phosphatase Slingshot homolog 2-like. Gene Ontology annotation, cellular component: cytoplasm. Gene Ontology annotation, biological process: negative regulation of actin filament polymerization; signal transduction; protein dephosphorylation. Lineage: Eukaryota; Metazoa; Echinodermata; Asteroidea; Valvatida; Asterinidae. The transcript has 20 exons. Gene Ontology annotation, molecular function: actin binding; protein tyrosine/serine/threonine phosphatase activity. The record is from RefSeq and is a predicted model, not a curated record.